AUGAUUUGGACAAUAGAUGGUAAAUUGACAUUGACUCAAUGUCAAAAUGCAUGUGCUGAUGGUGAAUCUGCACGAGAAGCAUUUUGUCGAAAAAUACCAUCAACUCAUGGAAUGGAUGUUGGUGCUGCAAAAAAUGAAGUGAAGGCUAAAUGUUGGUCACACGUUUAUGAAUCAACAACAGCAUGCAAAAAUUGGUGUGCUUGGUGGUUUUAG
Rotaria sordida is the source of this 213-nucleotide messenger RNA. The record is from the annotation of a GenBank genome assembly. Lineage: Eukaryota; Metazoa; Rotifera; Eurotatoria; Philodinida; Philodinidae.